AUGGCCUCUCAUCGCAAUCGGUCCAGCUGCGCCGCAGCAGGCCUGGCUCUGCUCCUCGUGGCCAGCUUGGGUCAGGAAGUCUUUGUCAGCUUGGCCCUUGGCGGAUCUCGAAGCACCGCAAGGACGACGGCCCUCGCUGCAGAGGGCGAGUCGCAACGCCCUCCCUGGGAUGCCUUCCGCGCCUUGCGCACGGCCGCUUUCUUUGGAGCUCUCCCAAACCCUCUGGGCAUCUUCGAGCAGACCCCUGACAGUUCAGAGUCGGUUGUGCUGAGGGUCCUGUGGUCUGAAGAGAACCCGCUGGAUCUCGUCUGGGGCACGCUGGAUGAUGUGGUGAUGGGAGGUGCAUCAGAGUCUGCCCUACAAGGUACGACUUGGACAGGCACAAUUAUCACAGAAGGCGGAGGCUUUGCUGGCAUCCGGACUCAGCCCUUCAAGCCUGCUUUCGACGUGAGCGGCUGCUCCGGACUCCGCGUCCGGGUGAAAGGCGGCGACGGCCAGCGCUUCAAGCUUAUCAUCCGAGACUCUUACGACUGGAAUGGGAUUGCUUGGAGCUACGAGUUCGACACGCAGAGCCUCAUCCCCUCUCUUGACGGCAUAGUGGAGGCCAAUGCGCCUUUCAAAGACUUUGUUCCGACUCUUUUCGCCAGGACAGUUCCCGGCCAGACUUUUAACACCAAGCAGCUCACGGCUGUACAGCUAACUCUGAGCAAGUUUAGCUAUGAUGGGGCAUUGAACCCCAAUUUUCGAGAAGGAAGUUUCUCGCUGCAAGAUGGUCCGCUUGGGUCUGGACCGGGCGACUCUCUGCCAGCACAGGCACCACCCGGCUCACCCCCGAAGGGACCAGCAGCGAAGCCGGAGGUCAAGAAGCGAAAGAAAGGAGUCGAGGGGCUGGCGUCCAACAAAUCCAUCAAGACCGGCGGCGCUGUCACGGUCUACUCAGGGUAUGACGCCAUGACGAUUGCGCCGAAGGAGAAGCCAGCGGCGGAGAAGCCUGCGGCACCCACGCAAGUGACAGGGCCUGCGGCUGUCACGCAGGCGUUGCAACGACAGCUGCCGGAUGGCUGGGAGAUGCGCAAGUCUAGGAGCACCGGCAAAAUCUACUAUGUGAACGAGAAGCUGGGAAAGUCCCAGUUUGAACCCCCUGCUGGCUCCACAAUUGACAAGAAGGUGGACCCCAAAAAGAAGAAAGCUGCUACCAGAACUAAGGCCUCUUCCGCUGGAUUAAGGGCUUGUGAAGAGUUUUGGGGCCCUCUGGGAUUUCGAGAUGCCAUGGACACAGUGAAGAGACUGCAGCCUUCCGUGCGGGAGCUCUCCAGCAAGGAUCCGACGACUCGCAGUGAUGCCGCCAAAGACCUGGCUGUGAUCGUGAAAGAGCAUCACUUGUAUCCCAUCUCGUUGGUGCAACUGGAUGGCUUGAAGCCCCUCAUCAAGCUGGUGUCGGCGAAA
Molecule: messenger RNA, 1446 nt
Organism: Symbiodinium sp. CCMP2456
Lineage: Eukaryota; Dinophyceae; Suessiales; Symbiodiniaceae
Source: the annotation of a GenBank genome assembly